Molecule: messenger RNA, 20862 nt
Organism: Marmota flaviventris (yellow-bellied marmot)
Lineage: Eukaryota; Metazoa; Chordata; Mammalia; Rodentia; Sciuridae
Gene: Fsip2
Product: fibrous sheath interacting protein 2
Cellular component (GO): mitochondrion
Source: RefSeq, a predicted model, not a curated record
AUGGAGCUGUACCUCAGAGCCUGCUCCAAGGCUGCCAAUGUCGCCGCCACCAAGACGGGCUCCAGCAGCCUGGCCGCGGACAGUCAGCAGUGCGGAGACGGUGUACACAAGACCCAGUUUCCAGGGGUGGGAGCCUCUCAGCUACUGGAUUUGCCCCUUGGCGUCAAGUUGCCUGUGAUUCCAGGAAGUAAUACUGUUUUCUUUACUACGAAUAUAAGUGAAAAGCUUUUUCGACCGUCCUACGGUUUUAACCUGACAGAUCCUUAUUGUCAGCUUUUGGAAAACCAGUACAAAAACCUCCAUGAUCCACAUUUAAGAGCCUACUAUAAGCGCAAAGAUAUCCUGAGGAGACUAAAGAAAGGUGGCUACAUCACCAGCAAUAAUAAAAUUGUAUGUACCUUGAAGGAAUUAAAUAAAUACAGGCAAUAUCUCACCAGCUUAAAAUUAGACUUUGAAAGAAACUAUGUAAGGGAACAAAAAAUGAUCGCAAAACAACUACGUAGACUGCAGGAAACCAAUCAUCUCCCUGAAUGUUCUGAAACUGCACACUUCCAGAAUUGGUUGUUACAUGAGGGCGCUGCACAAUCUAUUAAGGACCAGGAGAGGUUAAUAAGACACAGGUAUCUGGAUAUGAUAUGUAGGGAAUUAGAACAACUAGAGCGCACAGCAGAAGAGCAUCGCCUACUCCAGAGAGAUAGAGAAGAGAGGCGUCAGCGGGAACACACAAGAAGAAAACUUAAUCUUCGCAGAAAAAUUGAAGAAGAAUGGAAGACAAAAGAGAUGUUACUUCUGACAAGGAUUGGAGAAGAUGUUAAAAGAGAACAGAGGGUAGAAGAACAGCGGCGUAAAUAUAGAGAAGAGAGUGACAGAAAGAAACAAGUCCUGCUAGAGAAAAAAAUGGCUUAUCAUUUACAAAAAAUGCACGAUACCGGCUUUAAAGAAGAUACAGGGAAAAGUACGUUAGAAAACAGUGGACAAGAUGGAGCCAUUUAUGAAUCUUCUCCAAAGAAGAAAAAGACGACUUAUGAUGAUAUAAAAGUAGUUUAUCCAGUUCCUGAGCAGAAAUCACAGAAAGAACUACCUGGACAGACAACAAAUGUUAUUUAUCAGUCUCUAAGUAGUUCAAAGAAUAUUACAAAAAAAUCAACUUCAAUUGUUUAUCAUCAAGAUUUGCAGGAUAAUGGUAUAGAACUAAAGAGAGAUGGAAUAAUGAAUAAAAAAUCAAGUAUUACUGAUGAGAGAGGAGGUAUAAACAUAUCAGCUCGAGGUUCAGUUGUUUCAGCUCAAACUUCACCCACAAAAGGUUACCGUAAAAGUUCACAGACAUUUAUAGGGGCUCCAAUUCAAAAAGAAGAGAAGGAGAUAAAUACUGACUGGAGUGGAAGACCAACCAAGAAGAAAUCAAGCUAUAUCUCUGAAUCAGGACCUCAGGGUAGAGCUACAGCCACGGGUAUUUUUUCUUCUCCUGUUUUCUCAAACACACAACAGAACCUUCUACAAAAUUGUUUGCAACAAAAAGUAACUUCUGAAGAACUGACUAGUAUAAUUCAGAACAUAAUGACCUGGGUUGUAGCUACAGUGACUAGCAUAUUAUAUCCAGCCAUCACAAAGUAUGAAGAAAGGUUGCAAAAUAAUACCUAUCCAGUGUCUGAGGACUCUGUCCUUUCUUCAGAUAGUUCAAGUUUCUGUAGCACAUGCAGUGAAGAGUUUACAUAUGGAAGCUACACAUCUGCAACAACUAAAACAUAUCAGGCAGAGCCUUGUACAUUUGCAGUUCACACAUCAGUAAAAAGAACAAACACACCCUUAGAACCUCCUUCUUCUCAUGUGGAAAGAAGAGUUGUGGGGAAAGCAUUUCACCAGAAAGGACAGUCUAUAGCCUCUGAACUCAAAUAUAACAAAGGCAGCUUGAUGUAUUCAUACCCUAAGCUCGGAAGUUCUAAAUCAGAUAGUCAUCUUUUAGCACCAUUGGAAACAGGCAGAAAAAAAUCUAAGGAUGCUACCACAGAAACAGAUGGCUUAGUGAAUGUGAAUCCAUUGUUUUCUGAUCAAAAAGCAAAAGCUGUGGAUGAGAUAAAGAAUUUAAAGAAUGUUUUUGUUAACUUUAAAUGUCACUUGAAAGGGGAAACUGAACUGAUUUUAGAAAGCAUUUUUCAAGAACUAAUGUCUGAUUUAACCCAGGCCAUUCCUUCUCUUUCUUCUGUAACCGCCGAAGUUUUUGUUGACCAGUGUGAGUCUGACAAAGAAGACUUGUUUUCCAAUGUUGAAAUCUGCUCUGUAGCUUCAGAGAUUGUGGAAAACAUGCUUGAGAAACUAGAACUUGCAGUUGAGAAAAAAUGUGUUGAGGUAUUUUCACAAGAAGAUUUGUCAGUCGACCUUAAACCAAAUUUAACAACCAGUGACGAGUGUUUCACAUCAUCAAAUGGAAAACUUUCAGAAGAGUCAUUACCACCGUGUCUUUUGGAACCUAUGUGUGAUAUUGCAGAGGAUAUGGUACAUGUCAUUUUAGAAAAGCUGAAGACUCUUGCAUCUUAUAAGAAAACUGAACUUCCUCUUGAAGACAAAACCAAACAUCAAAAGCAAAAUAAGACAGACCCAACACACACAGUACCCCAAAGUGAUGGCAGAGAGAAAUCCACUCCUGAUCCUGAUAAAACUAAUUUAAGUUUCAAAGAAGAAAUACAAAAUUUAAUAUCAGGUAUUUUUUCACAGUCAAAUUUGAUUGGUUAUGUAAAAGAAGCAAUCGGUACUAUACUAGGUUAUGUACAAACUGAACUUAAUAAUGAGAGACUUGUUGCAUCUGAAGAAACAAUAGUAUUCCUUCAACUACUUGAUGAUAUGUUUACACAGCUCCACCAGAAGCCAGUAAAAACAGGUGUACAAAAAAGAAGACAACCUAGAGUGAGAAAUAUUUCUGACACUGAAGAAAAGUAUAGACUCACUGGCACUAGCUUAUCUAAUGGACCUAUGCCUAGAAAACCAUUUCCACCUAUUAAUGUCCCAGGCAUGGUCCUUUAUUCUGAAGAUGAUAAUGAAGAGAUUGACCACAUUGUGAAAAGUGUGCUUGAUUCAUCCUUCAAAGAAGAAAAAGGAAAACCACAAGACCAGAUUUCUAAUCAUCGGUUUACAAAAGGAAACACUGAUUUUCAAAGCAAAAAAAUCAGGAGACCACCUACAAAGUCUGCUGCUCCAAGCAAAGUUGUACUUCAUGAUUGGGAAUUAAAGACAGAGCUGCCAUCUUUUAGUAAUGAAGACAUUUUAAAGGAAAAACCAUGCCUGAAUAAAGACAUUUCCAUUUUCACCAAAGAUCAAAAGCAUCAAAUUCAAAAGACUUCAGAAAACAUAGUUAAAUGUAUUUUAACAGAAAUGUUCAAGGAUAUAUUUUCUACUUCUUCUGAUUACCUCAGCAGCAAAAUUGGCAAAGAAUCUUCAGCUCUUGUUACAGAAGAAUCUCAAGGACUGUCAAGUCAAGAAUGGAUACACAAGAUGUUUUCUGUGUCGGAAAUUACUGCAGUGGCUAAAGAAAUAGCAGAUUCUGUGUUAAAUAUACUUCAUAAGGCAUCAAGCUGCAUUCCCGAUAUCACUGAAAGUAUCAUUUCAUCAUCAGUUUGUCAAACUUUUCUAGAUAAAUCUGACAGUCCCCAAAUAGUCAAUAAAGCACCAAAUAAAAAACCAUUGAAAAUAUGGUUUGACAGUGAAAAGAAAAUGAAAUAUUUAUCAUCCCUUGAUGUAGAUUCUAAAAAGCCUUACCGGUCAAGAUCUGAAGAAGGUACACUUAAGAAUGUAGAUGACAUUAGUAAUAAGAUCAUUGAUACAGUUUUUAAAAAACUGAAGCUAUUGAUUUGUCCAAAAUUGCAAAAGAGAGUCAAACCUUCACUUCCCAAACAAUCUUUAUUACAAUCUCAACUUAGUACUUAUACGACUAAAAUAGUAAGCAUUGUUUUGCAUGCUAUCCAGAAUGAAGUAGAAUUCAGUAAGAAAAACUUACAUCUUACAGAGAUAGACUAUACUAAACCCCCUACAAGGAAAGGAUUUGUUGCUGAUAAUGAUAAGAAAUUAGAAUAUCUUGUCACAGAUCUCAAUGAUGACAUUAUGACCAGUCCAUUAUUAACUUGUAUUUGUGAUAUGGUAUCAGGUAGAAAUGAAGAUCAAAGGAAUACUUUUCUCCUUUCAGAUAAGUCAACAUCUUCAACUUCCUAUGGAUCUGACCACUUUGACAAACAAAACACUUUGUCAUUUAGACAGGAUAAAAAAUCUUUUCUCAAAUCUUUGGCUACUCCUUGUGCUUUCCAUAGUAUCAAGAAUGGAAAAGACCUCAAAGAGAAUAACAAAUUGCAAGUAUUAGAUAGUAUUGGGGAAACACUACAGGAAAUGUUAAACCAACUAGCAUGUAUCUAUCCUAACUCUCAACCAUCCUGUAGUCAGCAAAACAGAAAGAAAUCAAACAAGAAGCAGCAAAUGGCCACCGAACUGGUAUCUGAUGUUCAGUUAAUUUCCAAAACUAUUUUGGAAUAUAUCAUUGCAAAACUAUGUGGUGUUGAUAUGGAUACCAAUUUAGCAAGUUUUAAAGCUUCAUCAGAAUCUCCUGACAUUGACAACUUAUCGUUUGCUUCAAUUAUUGAGGAAAUGGCCAAAUGCACCAGUAUAAUCUCUGACAUAAUUUCCAAAAUGAUGCAGAAAAAUAAUAAAGAUCUGACUAAAAGCAAGGCAAAAAAUGUUGCUCCUGUGUCUUCCAAAAUAGAGAACUCAAAAGUAACACAUCCAAAUGCAUUGAAAACUACAGCUUCAGAUAUUCUUAAUAUGGUUUUUGCUAAUUUGGAAGGGUUUGCCAAUCAGAAUUUAGAUACUCUAGGUGUUAAUAAUGAUUACAGUCAAAAAGACAGAGGGGUGGACUGGGAAUGUGAAAGUACCAGUGCAUUCACAGAUAUCUGUGAAGAACCAUUGCGGUCUACUUUAUAUACACAAGCAAAGAAGGUAUCAAGUGCUCUUUUGAAAACAAUUCAAACUGAAUUAAAUAUGAACAUGUCAGAUUUGAAGACAAGUAUAAAAAACCCAUCACCUGAAACACAAAUGUUUACAAAUAUAGUUGAUUUAAUUUUAGAUUCAGUAUCCACAGAUACAUUCAGUGAAACUGAAUCUGAAGACAGAGGCAUUGAAACUUAUCGAUACCAGCCAACUUAUGGAAAUUUCCUUCCUGGAGGAGCUGACACAGAGUCAUUUAUAGAAGAUGAGGCACCUGCAGAGAAAGAAUUAAGUGGAGAGAGAACAUCACUGAGAGAGGAAGCUAAAACAUAUUCUUCUAAACAAUGGAUUCUAGAAAGAACGCUGAACAAAAUUGAAGUGAAACUCAGAGAACCACAUAAAUCUCCAAUUGUUCCAAUUAUAAAAAAUAUCUUGAAUGAAAUUUUUCAAAGUGAUUUAAUCAAUGAAUUAAAUGUGCUUUCUCCCUCUCAGACUCAUUUCAGUGACAUGCCUCACAAUGUUCAUGAGUCAACUACUCAAACAUCUGUUCAAUUUAUGAAUAAGGUAAUUGGUCCAUUAGUGUCUGACACAGAUGUAACAGUAGUGGCAGAUGAUGUGGUUAGAAUUGUAUUCCAUAAACUUUAUUCAGCUGCCACGACAGAAAAAAAUGUAAGUGAAAAUAGUUGCAAAACUGUCACCUUUUCAGCUAAUGUUUCUUUUCAUGAACACACCUAUGGUCAAAACUCCUCUGUUGCUGUGUUGGAUGGAAAUCCAUGUUCUCUACAGUCCAGAUUGACUGUUGAAAAACAAAACAAAGUAAAUGUAAUUGAAGAUAUUGUACAGACAAUAUUAACCAACUUAGAAAUUUUUACUACAUCCAAGGUAAAAUCACUCUUUUACCCCCAAGUCAACUUCACAGUGCCAGUUACUUUACCCUAUCCACAUGAUGAAAGUACAUUGAGCAAAGCAUUAUCAGCCAAAGACUCACAAUCUGAUGAACAAUAUUCCUGUUGCUCAGUGGAUCAUAUCAAGUCAGGACAGUCCAACUCCUGGUGCCAACCAUCUUUAUCAAAAUUAAAUAUUUAUGCAAAAGAAGUGGCUACAAAAAUACUACAAGGAAUCAAACAUGAGUUAGAUAAAGAAAGGGAGGGUCCUUUCUUGACUCAAAAAAUUGUGGUUUCUGAAAGUAUUGCAAGUCAAGUUGUUAGCACAGUGCUAGAUAUUGUAUCAUGCAAAAGUAAAUGUGACAAACACAGUUCUGACAAAGAGAUUAAUUCAGAUCAGCAAGAAGGUAUUAUUGAAAAGCUGUUCAGUAAGCCUGAAUAUCGAAAAAUACUUCAGUUUCAAAUACAAGAUACCAUAAAAGGUAUCUUGUGUGAUAUUUAUGAAAAAACUCUGUUUCAGAACAAUCUCUCCUUUGUCACUCCCUCUCUGAAAAGUAGCAUAACAGGUAAAUAUUUGAAACCAAAUUCUGAAAUUUUCAUUGAGGGUACAAACAAGAAUAUUCCUGAAUUUUCAGUUCCUAAGUCAGACGUCAUUUUGUUCUCUAAGGAUAUAGUGGAUAUUGUUCUUCAUAAUCUCAAUUCUGUUGUAAUGCUUGGCAUAAAUGCAAAGGAUUCCACUCUUGCACAAUUGACCUUUUGUGAUACAUUUCCAAAAGAAGAGGGUCAUCAGUCCCUCCUUGUGGUUUCAAAAAGUGAAGAAAAGACAGAGUAUUUUCCAUAUUUAAAAAAAAAGAAAUCAGCUUAUGCUGAUGAUAAUCAGAUAGCUGUAGCAGGGAAAGAAGACACCAAGAAAUCUAUUCCUGACCCUUGUGAGGAAAAUGCUAAUUCCAUCACUAAGACUAUUUUCAAUCGGUUACAAUCUUUUGCCACAGAAAGAAUAGAUUCGUUAAUUACUCUUGCUUUACAGCCUAAAGCAAAGUCAUUUGUUAGCCCAGAAUUGGAAAAUUGUAAACAAGAUGAUAGCAUUUUUUGUGAAUCAAGCCAAGUGGAAUCUGAUGUGAAUGUCUUGAAAAUAUCAACAACUAAAUCCAUUCUCAGUGAAGAACUUACAGAGCACACUUUUGCCAGUUACAGAGAAAAACUUGGAUCCACGAUUCAUUUAUCAGAAGCUAGUCUUAAGAAAUAUGCUGAUAUUAUUGCUAGCACCAUUUUGAAGCUUAUUAAGAAUGACUUAGACUUAGAAAUCAAAAAAAUGCAUCCAUUUCCAAAUAACAUUCUAUUCCAGAAAAAUGUCUUUGUGAAUGAAAUUGUCGACAGUACUUUAAAGAUUUUAUAUAAUAAAAGUUCUGUAAAGGAAAUUAGUUUUUCCUCAAAAGAGAAUCAUAACUUUUCACAAUUAACUAUAGCAAAUGAAAUAUUGCUGGAACACAAAGAAAAAGCAAAAAGCACUACAAUAUCUCUGUUUACAAAUUGCCCAGUAGAGCAAAACCAAACGACAUUUGAGAAGGAAAGCCAGAAAAAUGCUUUGGAAAAAAUAUUUAUGAGAAAUGGAGAAUCAAAACAAAAAGAGAAAACUGAAUUACUCAGUGCAGUAGAAGAUCUUUUGAAUAACUUGGAUCAAAGAAUAAUGGAAGUCCUAGGAUGUUUGCCUCCAUAUAAUGAAAUCCCCACCUUUAUGUCUAAUUAUAAAAUUAAAACAUCAGGUAUAACACACAAAAAAAAUUUUCAGUCACAUAUUAACAGUGCUGCAAAUGAUAUAGUUGAAAGUGUUUUGGAGAAAAUGUACCAUGUUGUUAUGACAUCAUUAUACAAAAACAAAAGGGGAGAAGUAGAGAUAUGUGACAAUAAUGAUACUUUACCAAUGAAACUACCAAGCUUUAGAGAAACUAAACAAGCAGGGAAAACAAAUAAUGCCUGUAGAUAUGGAAUGCUACAGGUGUGUUCUUCUGCAAAGAGUCAAAAUAUUUCUGUGUUAGAAAACACUUCUUUGCAAUAUUCACCAUUGCACAUAGGAAAAGAUUUAGUCCAAAUGGUUCUUAGUAUGAUCACACAGUUCAUCUCACUCCAUCUAGAAGAGAGUUUUUCCCCUAAAGAUUGUUCUGAUGAAUUGCCACCUGUUAGACUAAGUAAUUCUAAAGUUAGCCCUAAGAGCAGCCCUAGGCAAGGUCUUAAAGCAAAUUUCAAAGGAAGAUCAAAAAUUACCUCUUUGCCUAAAUUUAAAACAAAACCAUACCUAGGACCUACUGUUGCUAAAGCUAAAAGCAAGAUCAAGUUAAGUACUGGAGAGAAGACUUCAAUAGAUAGUUGGUCCAAGACUUUCACUGGACUGCCACGCAUCCUAUCAACAGGAGAUGCCAAAAACUUACUGGAAUCAAAAUUGCCCACUUCAGAACUAAAAAUGUAUGCCAAAGAUAUAACAAGUAAUAUUCUGGAAUCAGUUGUGAAAAAAUUUGAUAGAGAGAUGGAAACUAGAGCAAUGGUAAAUACGGAAGUUUCACUGUCUGAUCAAAUCAUGGAAGCAAGUAAACUAGUUAAUACAAUUUUGCGAGAAUUAUAUGCUACAAAUAACUACAAUUUGUCUUAUCCAAUCAAACUCUCAUAUCUGGAUGAUCUCAAACCUUCACAGCAUGAUUUAUAUGCUGGGUCUUCUGCCAAAGAGCAAGCAUGCUUUUACUUAGAGAAUGUUUCUUCACAGCUAGAACAGAUUUUUCCAAAGGAAGGUAUAUUUAAAAAAAUGUUUGACAAAUGGCAAAGUGAAUCAAAUGACAUGAAAAAUGAAAAAUUUAAGCUACUGAUGACUGCUGAAAAUGUUUUGACUGAAAUUUCAAUAAAAGCAAAAGAUUUAGAAUAUUCUCUUUCACUUUUAAAUUUGCCACCUCUUGAGGAUUGUGAAAGCAGGUUCUAUAAUCACUUUAAAGAAGGUUCUACUAGAGCUGAGGAUACCAAAGCACAAAUUAAUAUGUUUGGAAGGGAAAUUGUUGAAAUACUCUUUGAAAAAUUACAGCUGUGCUUCUUAUCUCAGAUGCCCACUUCAGAUAGUAAAAAAAAUCUAACAAAUAGGAAAGAACACAUCUCUAGUAAAAGCAAUCAUGGUUUUCCAACAAAGCAUAUCCUCAACAGUUUACCAGUCUGUAACAUGAAAACAAAGGAUUCAGUUUCUAUGGGCUCUAGCAACCAGAUUAUUCGAGAGAUUGUAGAAAGGGUUAUAAAUAUGUUAGAGUCAUUUGUAGACUUGCAGUUUAAACAUAUCUCCAAAUAUGAGUUUUCUGAAAUAGUGAAAAUGCCUAUAGAAAACCUUUUCCAAGUCCAACAGAGACUAUUAAGUAAAAAGAUAUUGCCAAAAUUACAACCACUGAAAAAAAAUUCUGAUGAAUCCAAGCCAAUUACUAUUUCUAAGGAAAACAUACAGAACACCCUGCUACAGGUUCAUUCAUUUCAUUCAGAAUUACUCACAUAUGCUAUUAAUAUUGUCAAUGACAUGCUUGGCACAAUCAAGAACAAGCUAGACAAAGAAAUAAGCCAAGUGGAUCCACCUUCAAUUCCCACAUUGAAAGAGAACAUUGUAGCAAGUGAGAUCAUUGGCACACUAAUGGAUCAGUGUGCUCAUUUCAAAGAGUCUUUGAUCAAAAACCUUCCAAAGGAAAGUUUGUUCCAAAGAACUGAAAAUACUUACAUUGUUAAUCAGGUUGAAUUAGCAACUAAUGUAAAAACACCCUCAUCAAAGUUAAAAGAAAAUAGUUUGAGGAAUAAUCCUCCACAAAGAAGUGUACCUGACUUGGUGUUUUAUUCAGAGGAAGAUAUGAAUACAAAGUACAGGGUUUCAUCAAAUUUACCCUCAUAUGACAGGUCCUCUGUAGAAGACACAAUUAAAAGAUCAGAGUCAGAGGAACUUCAUUCAGAAACUAUGCCAUCAUGUUCUAGAAGUAAAGUACAAUAUCACAGCCCAAGGAAACCUAAUGAUGAUGAAGACAUGAAAAGAAAUAGCUCCCUUCCUGAAGGCAGUGUCUUACAAAAACUGUCUCAGAAAGCAAACGACUCCACAGAAGCAUCAUUAAAGCAAGUCAUGUCAUUUAUGGAGAUGGGAAAAAGUGAAAAUCCAAGAGUAUUUCAUUAUGAGACCCUAAAACCAGUUGGUGAGCCAAACCAAAUUCAGACAACUGUUUCUCCACUUAAAAUAUGCUUAGCUGCAGAAAAUAUUGUCAAUACUGUACUGUCAAGCUAUGGCUUUCCAAAUCAACCACACACCAAUGAAAGCAAGGAAACAAUAAAGCCAUUUUUCAUAUCAAAACAAAGCCCUCUAUCUGAAAUAUCUGGACAACAAAAGAAUACGGAAAACUUGUUUAGAAUGUGGGACAAAAAAGAUAGCUGUAUGCCUGAAGAAAACAGCAGAAACCCUGAUGCCUACAAGGAAGAUUUUUCCUUAUUGCAGAAAUGGAAAAACAAAAACCCAAAGAUAGAUAAAAUAAUAACUCUGAAAGAAUUUGAAGUCAUUGCUUUUGCUGAUCAUGAACUGGGUCCAAAUGAAAUUCAUUUGAUAGCAAGACAUGUCACUACCUCAGUGAUCACAUAUUUGAAGAACUUCAGAAGUAGAGUUUCCAGUGAGGAGAAGAUAUCUCCUAUUUCUACACUCUCAAGGAAACAGUAUGAAUUAACACAACCUCUAAGAAGCAUAUAUAAUACUUCUUCAAUUUAUCAAUUUUGUGAGCAACUCACUGAGUCUGUCAUUUGCCAUUUAACUUCAAGAAUUUCUGAUGUCACUGAAGAGGGUAGAGAAAAAAACAAAGACUGGGAAAUCCAAAGUGCAGCAUUUAACAAGAUUAUUUCAGUUCAUUCUGAAAUGUUUGAGAACAGGUCAAUUUCUAUUGGAGAACUUGCUUUAAGUAUUUCUGAAAUUAUUAUUGAAAUUCUUUCUAAUGGUAACAUUAUAAAAGCUGAAAUUACACAGCAAAUGGGUUCCAUCAAAACAAAAUACAUAUACUGUCCAGAGGUAGCUUCUCCUGACUUGGAUGAUUUCUUUCAGGAUCUCUUAACAGGAGUGAUUCAUGUAAUCUCCAAAGAAAUAGGAAUAAAUCAUCACUUUGAAAGUAAUGGAAGAAACAACUCGCUUUCAAUGCUUAGAAGCAAUAGUGGGUCCUUUUGUAGCAAAACCAGUAUAGUGGAAAGACAGAUAAGUCCACGAGACUGGGAAUCAUCUACUCACAAAAUUGAUCAACUUGUUAAAAAUAAUAAAUUAAGUUAUCUGGCAAAAAAGUUAGACAGAUUUGCUGGUAGCUUAAAAACUAAUGAAUCCAAAGAAGUAGUCAAUAAGGUGUUCAAUAUUGUUGUAGAUUUAUUUUUGCCAGAUGAAUUUCCAGAUGAGGCUAUGGAAUCAGGAAAACUACCAGGAACACUUUUCUCCUGCCCAAAUAAUCAACAAAGUAAUUUUACACUUUCAAAUAACCUAGGUCUUUCCCCAAAAUCAGUUUUUCUUCUCAAUGUUGUGUGUGAGAAACUUGUUAGAACACUUUUGGAAAAAUGCACAAACACUGUCUUUGCUGAUGAUGGUUCUCUUUCGAGUGAAAUAUUGGCAGAAGAAUGUCAGCUUUUAAAAAUACUUCAAAGUGAAGAUGAUGGUGAUUUUGAUUAUUGUAAGGGAUUGAUGGGCUGUGAACAACUUCAAGGAGAUUACAUGUCAGAUCUUUUGGAAAAUCUGGCAGACAUGGAUCAAGACUUAAUGUCUUCAGAUAGUAUGCUUGCUAGUAUUUCCCACAGCUUGGUUAAAUCACUGAUGGACAAACUAUCUCACAGCUUACAACAAGCUCCUGAAAGUCCACCUUUUGCAAAAAAACAUUUGAAAUACAGAACAAGAGAAAUACAGUCUACAUUUUGCUCAAAAGCAAAUGUACCAGAAUUAGUAAAAUUAAGACAAGAUAAAAACUUUUUAGGGUUCGUGAGUUAUGACAGUAAUUCUUUGACAGAAGAUCUGAGUAAUCCCAGUGUGACUAGUUCCAAAUUACAAGCACCAUUUGGCAAGCAACAUACAGUAAAAUCUUCUUUGUCACUUCUUAAUAGACAAGAAACAAAGGAAAUGGAUAGAAUAGCCGUUUCUAACAAAGUACUUCGAAGAGGGAUGAACACCACAAGUGUUUAUUCAGCCACAUUUUUGGAGGAAAUAAUUUCAGAAUUGUUUUGUCAUCUCUCUAUAUCAUUGUGGGAAAAAAAUGCAAACAUCACUGAGGCCCAUCUCAAUGAGAUGAAUAUAUUGUUUGUCAACAAUAUAGUGAAUGAAUUUAAUAAUUCUCAAAUCACUGUUCUACGGAAUGCUGAGGAAAGGCUAUAUUUUCCACCAAUUGAUAAAGAAACUCUUAGCAAGAUUGUUAACUCAAUUUAUUGCAGUGUUGUAGAGCAAUAUGAAUUGAAUGUGACGUGUGGCAAUAAUCUGUUAUAUGGUGAUAGUUCAAUAACAAAACAAAUAGCUGACAGCAUAUUGAUAGAGAUUUUAGACUACCAACUUCCAUCUUGCCAUAGAGGAAAACUUGUUCCUCAUUUAUAUUACCCUCUCAAAGCUGAAAUUAUAUUGCAGAAGCUUCAAAAUAACUUGAGAAAUUUUACUUUCCAGCCCAGGCCAUCAAAAAGCUAUAGCACCAGGUUGCCACACUCAUUUUUAGAAGAUGUCAUCAGAAGACUUUUAUCUCAGCUCAGUCUUCCAUCCAUCAAUCCUUCCUGUUUGGAGACAAAAAACUUAAUGAGUUCAGAUUUUAAUGAAAUGUCCACAUGUAUAAUAAAUAAGGUUAUGUCAGCCAUUUCAAAACAUAAAAUCUGGUUCACUAUCUAUGAUAAUCAACAUCUAGCUACAGGAGAAAACCUUGAAAAGAUGGUGGAUUCUAUUUAUAGUAGUAUUUUACAAAGGUCUGGUUCUCUUAUUUCUAUACAGAAAAAUAUAGUCAGCAGAAGUCCAAUUAUGGUUGACCAAAUAGCCAGUUUUAUUAUCCAGAAGACUAUUGAAAACCAUCUUCAGCCAUUUUUAAGUGGAGAGGUUUGGCCUCGUUCAAAGACUCCACAUGAUGCUGUGUCUAAUAUGGUCAAACAGGUUAUCAAUGAAGCUACAGAAUCAUAUGGACCCCAGAAGCCAUCACCUUUAGGUAUUCGCCCAGACACACUUGUAGGGGAGAUUGUUACCAGACUUUUAUCAAAGAUUUUUAGCCCAAAACCGAACACUGAAGUUGAACUGGAAAACAUGACCCAUAAAAUAAUAAACUCAGUGAAUAAUCAUUUGGACAAAGCUAAAAUUCCCAUUCCAUAUGAUAACAAAGAGCAGUCUUUCCCCACUACAGAUACAGAUAUUGUGGAUGAACUUGUCACCUCAGUUUAUAGGAAGGUUUUAAAUCAGCAUGGGCUAGACCCUGAUAUUGAUAAAGAGUCAGAUGAUAGUACUAUUUUUGUGGAAAACAUUACCAAUUUAAUUGUGGCAGCCAUUUCAAACUAUCUUUUUCAUCCAUUGUUUUCUGGUGAUUUGUCAGCUUCUUCCUAUUCUGUUUCAAUGGCUGAGAAUAUUGUUCAAGACAUCCUCAGUAACAUCAGUAAAUCUAUCAUGUCAAACCAGAGUUUACCUCCAUAUAAUACUUUAUUGCCAUACACAUUUUUAGAAGAUAUGAUCCGAGUACUAUUAUCUAGAUUCUUUCCUCCUAGAUCCAGCCUGGUUCCAAACAGAGAAACUCCAAAAGAUAAAUCAAGAAUGAAUUUUAAUGAAAUUGCUUCCAACCUAAUCAGUGAUAUUAGGAUGAAAAUUUCCCAGCAUGAAAUUCGAUUUUCAAAAGAUGAAGAAGUAAAGUCUGUUUAUUCAGAAGAUGAUGUGCAGCAUCUUGUUGACUCAGUAUUCAAAAAUAUUUUACAAAAUUCUGAUUCUCAAGCUUUAGUGCAGCAAAAUAUCACAAACAAUAAUGAUGUUUUUAUUGAUAGAAUAGCAGGUUUUAUCAUUAAAUAUAUCUGUGAACAACAUCUUCAGCCAUUUGUGCAUGGAAAGUCAUUAUCAUCUUUAUCAGAUGAGUAUUUUGAUGAUAUCAGAGAUCAAUUACUUUACACUGGUGCUUAUUCCUCAACUUUUGUGGAAGAUGUAGUCUCUGGGGUUUUAGGCAAAAUAUUCCACAGAGUGGUAGGCAUUGUACAAAUGAAGUCAGUGAAAAAUUCAGAAGAUGAACUGUUUGAUAAAGCUGAAAAACUCAUCCAUUUCAUAGCAGAAGAAUUCUCAAAAGCCCAAGUGAGCAUUGUAGAUAAUGCUGAGGAACAAUUGUGUUUGCCUCCAGUGGAGAGAGCUACAGUCAAAAACAUUAUCGACAUGGUAUAUAGCAAAGUUUUAGAAGAAUAUGAAAGGGAAAUUAUGCCUGAUAACGAAUUCUUAAAUGACAUAAAGACAUUGGCUGCAAGGGUAACUAAAAUCAUUCUGACUGAAACACUUCAUUUCCAAAUCCAUUCGGAUCUUAUAGCAAAUUUUCCUUUUAAGUCACAUUCCAAACUCAAUGAAAAUGUCUUGGUAAAUAGAGUUCAAUAUGACAUUAGUAAAUCAAGAUUCCGGAGACAGGCUUCAACAAUGUAUACUACUAUGUUAUCUCAUACUCACUUGGAAAAAAUAGUCACUCAGCUUAUGUCUCAGAUUAGUCCAUCAGCUUCCAGUGUAGAACAUACAGAUAUUUCCCAAUCAGACUUAAAUAAUACAGUCAUAAAACUUAUAAAGGAAAUUAUGUCAAUAAUUUCAAAACAUGCAAUAUGUAUUACUAAACAUGGGGAUAAAAAGCAAAGUAUGAUUUCAGAAAAAGAUAUACAGUCUAUGGUUGAGUCCAUAUAUGCUGAUCUUUCUCAUUCAAACCUAUACCAAUCUCUUGCAAAAGAUCAAAAAGGUAUAAGUAACAUACCUGCUUCAAAAAUAGCAAGUUUUAUAAUAAAAGAAAUCUUUAACCAUCAUCUACAGUCAUUUUUAUCUGGAGAUAAAACUUUCUUUUCAGCUUCAGCUGAUCAAACUUAUAAACAGAAAGCAAUAGAUCCUAAACAAAGAGAAUUGUCCUUUGUUGUGAACUCAGCAGCCUUUUUGGAGGAAGUAAUUUCUGAGCUUUUAUGCAAAAUUCUUUAUGCAUUCACACACAAUGUCUUGGCUGCUGAAAACCCAGAUGGAGCAAAAGCCAGAAUUACUAACAUUGUUACAACAUUAGUAAAAUCAAUCAUUCUAGAGUUCACCACAUCAGAGAUUUUAGUUGCAGAUAACUUGGAUGAAAAUUUGUGUUUUUCAGAGCAGUAUAAAGAAAUGGUUCAAAAAACAGUCAAUCCAAUUUAUGAAAAACUAUUAGAUGAAUAUAAAUCUCUAAUUCAAAUAUAUAGGGCUAUACAAAGUGAUACUGCUUCUUUUGGAAGAAAAAUAUAUCAUUUGCUAUUGGAAGAAAUUUAUGAUUAUCAAGUACAGUCAUUAGUUUCAGGAGAAUUAGUGUCUUCUUCCUAUUCUUCCCCUCAAGCUGACAACAUCAUCAGAAAUGUGCUUAGUAUCAUAACGAAGGAUAGCAGUGGCUUGCCAUCAUGUGUUACUGUGUUGCCUCAUUCUCUUUUAAAAGAUAUGAUUUGUAAGCUUCUAGUGCAUAUUGUCCCUUCAACUGAUGCUGAAAAUGAACUAAAAGAGGAAGAGGUUAUACCAGAUGAUAAGUCCGUGGACACAGCUUCAAAAUUGACUGAUGACAUUAUAAAAGAAAUUUAUGAACAUGAGAUUCGACUUGCCAUAGCAGAAGAGAAUUCAGAAAGUGUGCAAUUAGAAGCUAUUGAGAACUUCAUUGACUCCAUAUGUAAUAAUAUUUUGAAAAAAUCUGAAUUCCAAGCUGAAGUACAGAAAGGAGCAGACCAAAAAGGAGGUUCAUUUCUCAGUAAGAUAGCUAGCUUCAUUAUGAAGGAAAUUAUGGAUCAUCACUUACGACCAUUUUUAUAUGGUGAAGAAUCAUCUUCCAGUGACUUAUCUGGUAAUGAUUGUGCUUCUGUAAUUGCUAAAUCUGAUAAGAAAAAGAAACGGCAUUCUCUGUAUUCAGCUACGUUUUUAGAAGAUGUAAUUGUUGACCUUGUUAACAAAUUUUGUCCUUUCCCAACUAUUACUGAAGAUUCUAACAAAAAAAUUCCAGAGUCAGAUAUUGUGGGGUUGGCUAUCAAAUUUGCAAACUCACUCAUAGGCGAAUUUAGGAAAAGUGAAGUUAAAGUUUUACCACAUGCUGAAGAAAUAUUUUCUUUUCCACCAAUUGAUAAGGAGACAAUUGAUAAUAUAUCUAAUUUUGUAUAUGAUGAGUUCAUAGGUAAAUAUGGAUCUAAGGAUAUUCAGAAAGGUGAUAAAAGUAGCAUUGUUAUAGAAAUGAUUGCCUCGUUAGCCCAGAAGGCCAUCUCUACAUUCAAGAUUCAACCACUAUUCUCAGGAGAAUGGUCUUCUACUUUCUUUUCAUUUCUAAACCCAGACAACAUUACCCAAAGGGUUCAAAACCUACCACAACAAACCUCUAUGAAGAUAACUAGAUGCUUAAAAGAUCAACCUACUUUACCAGAACAAUCACACAAGGACAGUUCUCAAAGCUCAGAUCAGAAAAAUGUUACGGACAUAGAUGAUAGAGUUGCAGUGAGCAGAAAGAGUGACAUCCAAGAUUCAAUAAUCAGCUCUAUAAAUGCCAUUAUGGACAGCAAUCUGUUUAACCUAGUAUCAGAGUCAGCUGCAGGUGUAGCAAAUAAAAAGAAAGAGAAUCAAAAUAAACUGGGAAUUCAUACUAAAGAACAUAGUGAGAAUGUAUCAAAAGUUACUAUUCCAUCCACCACUGUGAAAAGGAAGGAGGCUCAAGAUCCAUAUGUAAAUAAAAAACUUAAAGAUAAUGAAAUUGAGAAGAAGAAAAAAUCCACUGCAAAAAAUGAGCAGCAAGGUGCUGGGGUGGACACACAAUUUUCAGUUGCUACUGAUAAUAAAGAAUAUGAUAAGUAUGUACAUAGGUCAGAUUGUAAAAUAGACAAUGAAAAGAAGAUUGACAGUACCAGGGGAAGUCCAAUAGAAAAAGUUGACAAACACUUUCAGGCAUCUCCUUUCAAGCCCAAGGCAAGAAGUAUGGAGUCUAUAACAGACAAAACUUCAAAAAUAAUCCAAAAGCCAAGCAAUAAAGAAACGAGAAACCCUUCAGCUCAUAUACAUGUGGAUGAAAUACCAUAUUCAGGUUAUGAAUGUGUUCAAAAUGUCAUUGAAAAUAUUUAUGAGAAUGUUUUAGAAAUAUCAUCUUCUCAAGAACCAUUGGAUUUAUCAAAACCAAGAUAUAGAAAAAGCUCUCCAGGUGAUAAAGCACUGAAUAUAGUUCAGGUGGUUGACAAUGAUUCUGCACAGUCUGUUAAAAAGGGUUUAUCCCCUUCGAUUAAUGAAAAAGUCCUUGACAAAGAGAAAGAAAAGAAAGAAGGAGAAAAAGUUAAAGAAGGGGAAAAGGAAAAAGAAAAUGAGAAAAAGAGAGAAAGAGAAUGUGCAAGACAGAAAAAUACUGAAAUUAAACCUAGUAAACUUGACCAUCCUCAGCACCUACCAAGAAAUAAACCUGCAGUUUUUCCGGCUAACUUUUUAGAAGAUGUUAUCAGUGAAAUUGUUAAUAUAUUGGUUUUUUCUUCCUCACCCGAACCACAAAUAUGUGAUAAAUGUCUAAAAGCAAAUGAUGAUCAAAAUCAGGCUGAACUCUAUGAAACCGCUAUGAAACUCAUUGAUUCACUGUUAAAGGAGUUUUCAGAUGCUAAAAUUAAGGUGUUCAGGCCACAUAAGGGAAAUCAGUUUCUCCCACAUGCUGAUAAAAUAUCUUCAGAUCCGACAGGACUUCCUAAGUGUAAAGAACCAACUACAGACGAAGCAUCAUCCAGUAUUAAGGCUAAAAGUGUAGAUAAAGUGUCACAUAUGCAUAAAAUGACUGAAGAAGCACGUUCAGAUAAGUUACCUUCCGUAGAAAAAAGCCAGUCAAUUGAUAAAACAUUAGUCAAUAAAGUUGUUCACUCUUCUGUUUGCAAUAUUUUGAAGGAGAAUAGAUCUCAGGAAUCUAUUUGUAAGAAAAUCAACAGUAACAGGGAAAAUUUAGCAAGAAGUAUAACUAGUGCAGUGAUAGAUGAAAUUUUUCAACAUCAUCUUAACUUGAUAUUUUGUGAUGAUGUUCCAAAUUCAGCAUGUUUUCCUCUAGAAUCUAAGGAAGUUGUCAAAAAAGUCCAAAAGGUGGUCCAAACAGCCAGCAAAGAAUGUCAAACAUCAUCACCAUAUACCAUAAUGUUGCCUCAUAGAUUUUUAGAGGAUGUGAUUUCUACUCUUCUAUCAAAAAUUUUCAAUUUUCAAUCAAUAUCCAACAGCAAAAACAAAGCAAAAUCACCUGAGGGAAAAAAAUCCACAGAACUGUAUUUUCUUCAAAUGAAGUUAGUAAAUACAGUUGCAGAAGAAAUCUCUAGAAAUGAAAAUAUGGUUGUGAAAUAUGUAGAAUCCUUACACCCCAAUGAUGAUGAGAUCAUUCAUUUAGUGGUUCAGUCUAUUUAUAAUAAUUUGUUGCCACAAUUUGGAACAACAGAGGUCAUACAAAAUUGUGUAGCUAGUGGAUGCAGACUCCUUUUAGAAACCAUAGUUGAUUUAGUUCUACGAGAAGCUGCUGGCAAUCAGUUGCAGAACUAUUUUUGUGGAAAGUUAACUCCACAUCAGUGUGCAGAAGUUGAUAGUACUGUUGAAAAUAUCCUUAAAGAUAUUAUUCAAACUGCUUCACCUGAAUCAUCACAGGCUCAUAAACUGUCUUAUAAUGUAAUAGAAGAAAUUGCUAUAAAAUUUUUAUCUAAGUUAUUUUCUGUGUUUCCAAAGGGAGGUAAAGAAAUAACCAAAUCUCUAGAAAAUGAAAUUCAAAAUAUAACAUUAAAAAUAUUAAAAUCAUUCCAAGAAUUUAUCUCUAAAAGUAAGAUUAAACUUGUAUCAUCAACUAAGGAAUCACCUACUGUACCUUUAGCUGACAAUGCAUCUAUUGAAAACAUAGUUAAUUCUGUUUAUGACAAUGUUUUAAAACACUCUGGCUCUCAUACAUCUGUUUUUAAAGAUUUAAUGGGUAAGAGCAAUGUCCUUUCUGAUAUAAUAGGUUUCUUAAUGGUGAAAGAAAUUUCCAAUUCUGAAUUUCAACUGCAAGGAGGGGAAGAAGUAUCAAGCUCAGAAUUAGCUCUGGAAGCUGUACAAAUUAUGGAAAAAGUGGUCAAAAUUAUUGAUGAACUUAAGUCCCAGGAAAAGUCUUCAUCCAGAAAAGGUUCUGUGUUACAUGCCAAGGUUUUAGAGGAAGCACUAGCCUUGUUUUUGGCUAAACUUUUAAGAUUGCCAAGUGCAUCAAGCAAAGACACAAACAACUUAACAAAGCCAGAGUUAAGUAAAAUUGCAUCUCAACUGACAAAAAAUGUAACUGCUGAAAUUUCCAAAAGUAAUAUUUCUCUUAUAGCUGCUGAUUCUGAAGAACAGUCUUUAGAACCAGAAAGCAUGGAAAUGAUUUCUCAGGUUAUUGAUUCUGUUUAUAGCAAUGUAUUUCAACAAUCUGAAACUAAUAAAGAAUUUUAUGACACCAAAGAUACAAGCAUAGUCUUUCCUAAGAAUGUGGCUAGUUUGAUUAUUGAUGGAGUUUCAAGUGUUUCAUCAGAAAGCAUUAACACAAAGAAUUCAAACUCUCAUUUCUGUGGAGAGCUGGAUGUUAAUAGAAUUGUUGACAAGGCACAAAACCAUGUUCUCAAAAUUAUGCCUGAGUUAGAUAAUGAAGAACCAGAUGAAGAAAACUCUACAAUUAAAAUAGUUCCAUAUCUUAGGAAAAAACCAAUCAAAAUAGAUCCAGAGAUUGUUUCAGAACACUUAACAGUCCUUUCUGUAAAAACCCAACCUCUUGAGAAGCUUAAAAUGGAAUGUAUAAGAAGAACUGGACAUAGCAUAGCAGAACUGAGAAGAGCAUCAAUAAGUGGGAAAAGUUACUCUUCUACAGAACCAAUUGAUUCAGAAAAGAGACAGAAAGAAAGACGAACCACACUGAGUAAGACAGGACGAAUAGAUAUAAAACCCUUGGAGGCUGUUUGCAGACAUUCAUUUCAGAAUAUAAAAAAGCCUGAUAUCACUACAGUAGAGCUUUUAAAAGAUGUUCAAACCUCAAAAGAUCUGAUCAUUCGGUUAGUAGCUCAUGAUAUUAAUCAAGAUCAUCCAGGAAAUAAUGUAGCCGAGGAAGUAAUUUCUGAUGAAGAUGAAAUUGUUUUAGGUGAGGUUGCUGUUCAAAGAAGCUUAGGAGAACUAUCUGAAGAUCAAGAGAAAGAAUUUGGGAUGACAGUAGAAAGCAAAGUUGCUUCUUCCAAGACAAUAAUAAGUGCAAGCAACCUGAAAAAAAUCUUAUCAAUAAGCAAAUGUUGUCAGACUACAAAUGGUGUGAAUACUGAAAGUAUUGAAACAACCUCAAAUCUGAUACUAGAAUCUCAUGACACACAAGUUCAAAGAACUGCUGCUGAGAUUGGCAUGCCCUUUUUAAAAACCUUGACUGAAACAGACUCUCCUCCACAGAAAAAGACACAACAUAAUAAAGAAGAAAAGACUCUAGUUACUGAACCAGCACAUUACUUCAUACACAGAAUUAUGAGUACAUCUUCAUAUAAUCAAGAUCUCAUUUCAAAUACAAGUGAAGGAGAAGAUUAUAACCCAUAUCCAAGUGCUAAAGUAUUACAAGCAAGUUCUCAGGAACAAAAGCCAGAGAAUUCAAGCAGCAUUAAGUUUAUCAACAUCUUUGAAGGAUCAAAGAAUUCUGCUGGUAAAGCAUAUCCCUCAAAGGAAGUCAUUGCAGAAACUCUGAAGUCCAGUAUUCCCAAACAAGGAUCUAAAAUGCUGGCAAAGGUAUCUUCAGCUCUGUCAAAGGUGUUCUCCCGGUCUAACAGCAAUAUUCCCAAAUCUUCCUCACCACCUCACCAGGAUGAACACUGA